AUGAACAAAAAGGGGGGCGGAAACAGCGAUCCGGAAAAUAUGGCAACAGAAUCGGAAAUAAAAUUUGCCGGAAAUGAUAACAAAGUUAAAAUGUACGAACCAAAACAUAGAAGAAAAUUGAUAAGAGUUCUUACCGUGUUUGCUUAUAUAUUUUCUGUGAGUUUAGCCGCAAUCAUGUUAUCAUUGUUUUAUUUGUUUAUAUACAGUCCGGGUAAAGCAACAAACAUGAAAAAUUCUGAACCCCUGAAAAAAAUUAUACAAGCGGAAAUGUCGAUGCAAAAAAUUGAAGAAGAUCCUGAUUUGUUAACAACUCCUAGUCUUCCUAAUUAA
Molecule: messenger RNA, 330 nt
Organism: Pediculus humanus corporis (human body louse)
Lineage: Eukaryota; Metazoa; Arthropoda; Insecta; Psocodea; Pediculidae
Exons: 2
Coding region: 1-330 (109 amino acids)
Source: RefSeq, a predicted model, not a curated record